CUCUCACACCGGAGCAGCUCUUUCUGAAACAUAUACUUGUGGCUUCAAGUCUACCUGAAAAUGAGAGGCAGACACAACAAUCGGUGAUAUCUGUGUUUUCCUGUUGAUCGCAAAAAAAGGCGUCAGACACGUCUGCGGCGGCGGAGACCAGUGGAGGGACUCGGAAACUUGUGGCGCAGGAGACGGUCUGUCUUUUCGGAUCGGCAUUGCCACAGAGAGAGAGAGAAAGAGAGAGAUAACCAUGGCGAACCCCCUCAUACUGGUGCUCAGCUGGACUGUGAUCUCUGGGGUGGCGAGGGCUCAGAAUGGCACGGAGCCCAUUGUCCUGGAGGGGAAAUGUCUCGUGGUGUGCGACUCGAGUCCGACCAUGGACUGGAAGGCUUCGUCCUCUCCGCUUGGCAUCUCAGUGCGCGCCGCCAACUCCAAUGUGGCUUUCUCUGCAGUCCGGAGCAACAACCACGAACCGUCGGAGAUGAGCAACAAAACGAGAAUAAUCUACUUCGACCAGGUUUUUGUGAAUAUAGGAAACUACUUCACAUUUGAAUCAGUAUUUUUGUCCCCAAGAAAAGGAAUCUACAGUUUUAACUUCCAUGUCAUUAAAGUGUACCAGAGCCAAACCAUACAGGUGAACUUGAUGUUGAAUGGGAAACCAGUCAUCUCAGCCUUUGCGGGUGACAAAGACGUAACUCGUGAGGCGGCCACCAAUGGAGUUCUGCUCUGUCUAGACAAAGAGGACAAAGUCUACUUGAAGCUGGAGAAGGGAAACCUAGUUGGUGGAUGGCAAUACUCAACUUUUUCUGGCUUUCUUCUGUUCCCUCUGUAAAAAGAAAAGAAAAUAAUGUCUUGUCUCUAUAUAAUCAAAACAUUGCUGCUGCGUACAUUGGAUGGAAAUGGAUAUGAACAGAGAGAGGAAAUAUGACUUUGGAAAUCGUUCACAUUCACUGGAUGUGCCGAGUCGCUGUCAAGAUGAAAGAGACUUGAAAUGUUCCCUAUUGCUACUGUAUGUUCCUGUCACUCAAGCAGCCUCAGAGAGAAACGCUGCAACAUCACAAAAGUACUUUUACAAUUUUGACUUAGCGAAUAUAUUUAGCAUACUGAUUUGCAUCAUGGAAACUGUUGCAUUCGAGUAUAUCUGACUUUUGGUUGUAAACUGUAAACGUUUGUGUGACAUCACCAAAGUAUUCACGUCGUAAGUGUUGGGGUGCGUCAUCUCUGGAGCUCAUUGUUCUGAGGUAAAGUGGUGAUGAUGGGGACGACGCCUUGAUGGAACACGUUCAUUUGGAAAAAAAAGGAGGUCAAUGCUUAUUGAAAAGUGCAUUUAGUGAUCAGAGACAUGGAUGCAUUAUUGAAUAAGCCUGCUGCCCCCCCCAACCCUUUUGGUCCCUGGGCUUCUACAAUGUUACUGAAACACUCCAAACUACUUCAAAGCUGCCAAAUGACUAAAGAGAGGUGGACAUUCACCACAAAAUGACCACAAACACACACAAAAUGACUACAAAAAGAUACAAAACACAAAAACAAACAACAACACAGGCGAAGAGGCACCAAACCACCAUAAAUUGAUACAAAACCACUACGAAGAGACGCAAACUGACUCCGACAAACAACUGGCUGCUGUGGUCUGCUGUUUCAGUCAUGGGGUCUUACUCAUAUGUAGGAGUGGCGGGAACUUUUUACAUGUUUGUGCCCGUUGUGUCAUCAUCCAUCGAAGAUCAGAGUCCAGAUGUGACUAUAUUUCUGAUUAUUUAGGCUGCUGAUAUUGAUACGUUGCUUUUAGCGAAUUAUGGUGGUCAGUUUACUUUGCCUGUCAACAGUGUCUUGUAGAAAUAACACGAAUAAACCUCCAAUUAGUUUUGCCAAAUACAUUUUGGGGGAAAAUUCCGUCUCGCCUGAAUUACGUGGCAAUGUUAUAUUCAUAGUUAUUUUGUCGUGGACUGUGACUCUGAACAUCUUGAGUCUCACGUAUGGCUCGGUUCAUGCAACAGAAGAACUUGGUUAAAGUGGUUGUAAACAAUAUUUUCAUAUUAACAAUUGAUCACAUGACUACUUGUUUCCAGCUCAAUUGCUCAUUAAACAUUUCGGUUAACUCUCAUCAACAUGGUUUUCGGUUGCAGCAGGCCGCUGUUUUCAGCAUAACAUCUAAGAUAAACUCACUGUACACAAUUUGUUUCCAUCUACCAAACUAGAGAUAGACAAUUCUGAAUUUAGCGGCAGGUCUUUCAAGGAGCUGGUGGAGACCCAAACAGAACUAGAUUAAAUAAAUGUUAAUAUUGCUUUGAAUCUGUUGAUCUGUAAAUGUUAUACUGCUUCCUAAAAGGUAAAGUAAGCCACACCCACUUAGAAUGUAAUAAUACGUCAUUGUUUACAGUUUGUUUCUGCUGCCCCCAAGUGGCCAGAAAAUCCUGUUAGUUCAGGUUUAAGGUUAGUUGCCCCUUUCAUCAUUAAACCAAAAUCUCGACCUCACCCUGAUGUUGUUGCAGUACAAGUGGAUAUUGUUAGGAAAACAUAUAGAAUACAUUGACACACAUUGUGUGACAUAUCAGAUAAAUCAAUAAAAACAUUAUUUAUCAUUAUGUUGAUAAAAAACACAACUCGG
Pseudoliparis swirei is the source of this 2596-nucleotide messenger RNA. It is a transcript of the gene cbln4, whose product is annotated as cerebellin 4 precursor. Gene Ontology annotation, molecular function: protein binding. Bases 242 to 823 code for a protein of 193 amino acids. The record is from RefSeq and is a predicted model, not a curated record. Lineage: Eukaryota; Metazoa; Chordata; Actinopteri; Perciformes; Liparidae. The transcript has 4 exons.